Trematomus bernacchii (emerald rockcod) is the source of this 6460-nucleotide messenger RNA. Its product is annotated as ceramide kinase-like. Gene Ontology annotation, molecular function: kinase activity. Bases 181 to 1875 code for a protein of 564 amino acids. The record is from RefSeq and is a predicted model, not a curated record. Lineage: Eukaryota; Metazoa; Chordata; Actinopteri; Perciformes; Nototheniidae. The transcript is spliced from 14 exons.
AAAAAACAUCCCGAGCACACAGAUCCGCUACAUUGUAACACCGCGGUGCUUUGAUCCUAGUUUUCGGGGUUUGGAGCCCCUCCGGACACACAGAGAGAACAUGCCCGGACAGAGGUAACCGUUCCCGGGCUGCUGCUGCUGCCUCCUCAGCCGGCUGAAGGACCAGGAGCAGAACCACAGAUGGAGAGGCCGAGCAGACUGCUGCUUGUAUCCGAGCUGCGCGUCAGAAACUCGGCGUACGAUGUGAGUCUGAGUCGGUCCCUGCUGACCUGGAAGAGACGGGCCUCCAGUCCGGUUUACCACCCGUUCAGACCCAGGUUUUGUGUUCCUUCAUUCCCUCGUCGUCAAGCCUCAGGUGUGUGUCACAGUGUUUCUGUGUCAGAGAUCAUCUCCGUCAGAGAGGAAGAGGAGGAGAACGGCUGCAAAGACGAUGGCAGCUGGAAAAAAAUCAAUGAGCGAGAAGGAAAGGACUGCAGGCAGGCCUUCACAGUGCUGUACGUGGAGAGGUGUCAGCAGCAUCGCUGGCGGUGUGCUGAAGUCUCCUUCACGUGUCCGGAGGCAGCGCUGUGUCAACGCUGGGUCACCAGCAUCAGAGAGCAGUUGGCAGCUAUCACCAGCAGACCCAAACAGCUGCUGGUCUACAUCAACCCGUACAGCGGGAAGAAACACGGGAAACACAUCUACGAGCAGAAGGUUGCCCCGCUGUUCGCCCUGGCCGGCGUCACCACGCACGUUAUCGUGACGGAGCACGCCAAUUAUGCAAGAGACCACCUGAGGACGGAGGUGGAGCUGAAGAAGUUUGACGGGGUGGUGUGUGUCGGGGGGGACGGCAUGUUCAGCGAGAUCAUCCACGGGCUGAUCUGGAGGUCGCAGAUCGACGGCGGUGUGGAUCCAAACUGUGCCGACGAAUCCCUGCUCCCCAGCUCGCUGCGCAUCGGCAUCAUUCCUGCAGGUUCGACAGACUGCAUCUGCUUCGCCACUGUGGGCAGCAACGACCCCGUGACCUCUGCGCUGCACAUCAUCGUGGGAGACUCUCAGCCAAUGGACGUGUGCUCGGUUCACCACAACAACACCUUCCUGCGGUACUCCGUCUCGCUGCUUGGAUAUGGUUUCUACGGCGACGUGCUAACUGACAGCGAGAGGAAGAGAUGGAUGGGACCGGCGAGAUACGACCUCUCAGGUGUGAAGAUGUUCCUGACUCAUCAUUACUACGAAGGCACGGUGUCCUACCUGCCGGCCAGAGGCAUCAUGGGAACCCCAAGGGACGCUGGCAGGUGUCGAUCCGGAUGUGUAAUUUGUCAGCACAACAGGAGGCUAAUUUCCGAGAAAGCUGAGAGGUACCAAAUGGAUGAAGAAACAGACCGUGAAAGUGAAGGCGAGUGGAAGACGAUCCGUGGGAAGUUCCUGGCGAUAAACGCUGCCAGUAUGAGCUGUGCGUGUCCUCGCAGCCCCAAAGGACUCUCGCCUGCCGCUCACCUAGCCGACGGCACCACCGACCUCAUCCUGGUGCGGAAAUGUUCCCGCUUCGACUUCCUCAGACACCUCCUACGACACACCAGCAAAGACGACCAGUUUGACCUGAACUUUGUUGAGGUCCACCGGGUACGGCGUUUCUGCUUCACCCCCCGUCACUGCCAGAGCGACUCGGACCUGGACCUGCGGGAGAACGGGAAGCACCAGAUCUUCGGCCAGAUCUGCAGAAAUCACCCGGCCUGCGGCUGUGCGCCGGCCUACAGCAGCUGGAACUGCGACGGCGAAAUCCUGACACACACGGCCAUCGAUGUCAGAGUGCACAGCAACUUGAUCAAGCUGUUUGCACGAGGGAUCGAGGAGCCCACGGUGUUUGACGAUAUGACCAACCCUUGUGCAAUAUGAGCCCCGUCACCACCUGUCAGACACUGGACUCCACUUCCUGUUUCCAGCCCUCGUAUCAUGUGACACUUCAGGAUUCAACGACUCAGCAAAGAGUUGGGCUGUUACUCGACAAAAAACAAAAAAAUGAGGAAAGGAGAAAUGUUACUUUCUGAAAGGUCAAAGAUUCCUCACAGACGAAGUGAAGUGUAGUUUAAAUGCCAAGACCAGCUUUAAAUAUUUUCUCUGAACACUAGCAGCUGAUUUAGAGUAAUAAUCAGGAAGUUAGAGAGUAAAUCUUCACCCUCAGCUUUUAAUCUUUUGGGGGUUGAAUGGCUGCCGGGUGUCUGGCCCCUGGUUUAUUUUCAGUGCUGCCUUGUUAUGAUAUAUUUUCAUAGUAAUCCUCCGAUUGUGACUUAGUUUUGUUACCCUAAGUGUUUCUCUGUGUGACUUUAGAGCGGGCUAAAAUACCUCCGACUUCUUUUGGGCCACAUUAACUUAAACUCAUCCUUGUACUUUGAGCAUUUCGACUCUGACUCGUCUAACUGUUGUGGUCUUUAAGGCUGCAACUAAAUAAUUAUUUUCAUUAUCCAUUAUUCUGCUGGUUAUUUUCUAGAUUUGUUGAUUGAUCACUCAGAACAUUUGUGAAAAAUGCCUUUGCAGUUUCUCAAAAAGUCUUCAAUGUAUUGUAUUGUCAGUAAACAACCCAAAGAUAUUCACUACAACCUAAAACAGAGGAAAAACUCCAUGUUUAAGAGGCCGGAAAUGGCACUUUCUGACAUUAUCACACUAAGACAUGACCUUCUUACUUUGAUGAAUCGACUAUCUAAAUAUAUAUUUCUUAUGGACUUUUCUUAAUUGUCUGAGUCAUUUCAUCUUUGAUUUUGGCUUUGACUUGAUUACAAAACUGCUGUCAGUUAGACACUUCAUAUAGACUUAAGUUGCUUAUUGUUGUUUUUUUUUCUUUUGACUUGUUUUGUUGGUGGCCCCCUCUGAAUCUCCUCUUUUACUACCCUAAAUAAGACUGCAAACUGACACUCCUUAGACUCAAAUACUCUGUUGACUUAUAUCUAUAUUUAAUCAAAUCAAACUAUUCAAAUCUGAUCUAGAGGCGUUUUUUUCUAUUAUCUCAUAGUUUUUUUAUUGAGCUUGUUUGAAGUUGUUACAGAAAUAUAUUGGCUUUUUUUGCACAUUUACAUUUAAUUUGAAGUGAUCCUGGAUUUGGAAAUAUCUGUUACAUAUUUACGGACGCCAGACACCCGCCGGUCAUGUGAUCAUUCGGGGUCAGAGGUUGAUUCACAUUCUUGAAAAGUAGAAAGUAAAUCCCCUUCACAUGGUCAGUACUUGUGGGGGUAAAAAAUGCUGAGAGGAGAUUUAUUCUCACGUCGUUAGUUCCUCAGUUAUGAGAAGAUAACUUCCACUUCAUGCUCCUCGAACAGAGCCAAUAGAUUUUCCUCCAGUCCGAACCUGAACUCAAUCGUAACUAUGAAAUGGUAUUUUUGCAUACUUUAAUUCCCAGCAAUUACGAAAAAAAGUGUUUUAAUUUCUGAUUUAAGCAAGCUGGUUGUGGCUGAGAAAGCUGAACAGUGCACUUGAGUGUUUUCAAUCUUCCAUUUCUGCUCGAUAUGCAAUGAAACUUAGUAAACACAGGAAAGAACUGCUUUAACAAUAUUUCACUCAAACUGUCUUCAAGUCAGCUGGACAUGUAGCUGUAACUUCAAUCUAUUCUGGGUGCAACAUUAUGUUUUAAACAUACUCUGUCAGGUUUAUUUUGUUUUGUAAAACCUCAAGUUAGUCAUCUGAAUCUUCCACAAAAAUCACUUACCGACAGGCCGACAGGUGCAAACACGCUUAAACGGUCAUAUACCAAUCCAUUGGGAGAAACAUGUUGCCGUUUAUAAAACGAUGCAAUUAAAAAAAUCACCACUGUGCCAAAACACCUGCCAAUGAAGAACAUCCUCUCCAACUUUACAACACAACAGUGAGUUGGCAAACUUUAAAAUCCCAGAAUGUCAACUAGCACACCGCUUUGUUUCGGACUGGUCUCUAUUUUUAAAUAUUUAUCCACAAAUGUCCCCUUCAUUGAAUCGCACUGGGAAAAAUGCAGAUUUUUUUUCACACAAAAUAUUAAUAAUUAAUAAUAUUGCAUUAGUGGAAGAUUCAGAUUAUUGAUUUAAGGUUUUGUGAAUUCUGGUUUUGUUGAAGAAAGACAAUUGUAAAGUCCAGUGUUGAUAUCCCACCAUCUGCUCACAAAAAACCUGAUCAAAGAAUUUUUCGGUUUUUGAUUAGACGUUAACAGCAGACGGCUCUUAGCAUGUUGUAGCCUGAUGUUGACUGCCUCUGUAGGGUUAGGACAUUUUUUAGGAAAUACAGUCAAAAUACAUGCAUCAGCAUUAUGAUCUUUACUUAUAUUAUUGAAGUUGCAUGUUCUUCCCAAUAAGCCUCAGGACCGUCAUGUCCCUUUCGUCCACACAGAUCAUGAUAAAAGACAUGUUCUCAUUCCUGCUUUCAAGAGGAUGAUCCCUUUUUAGAUUUGUAUGAUCCCAUGACCUUUCCUUAAGCCCCACCCUGAGGGCAGAUGGUCCAUUUCAGACCUUUUUGGACAAAAACGUUAUGCCAAAAUGCCAAUGUGUUAUUGUCACCAGCUAUGUGUACCUUUUUAGAGGGGCAAAUCAUACCAGCAUACUUUCUUGUUCGAAUACAUAGGUUGGCCAUUUAUAGCUCCACUAAAAGCUCUAAAUCACCAGGAUAUUGUUAAUAAAAGUUGCAACUUGUAGGGGAGAUUGUAAUUUUAAAAUAGAAGAAAUCAAUUUAAAACUGACUGAGUUCAAGAUGGAUUAAAUGGAAACUAUUUAGACUUUGACUGGACAGAAAGUGGAGUAUCAGCACUGGACUGUCAGACUGUAGAUGCUGUUUUUGUUUGUUUUUUGUGUUUCUUCUUGUGUUGUUGACAAGCAAUCCUGUUUCCUCUCUGCUGACGUCGAGCUGGACUCAAACUGAUGGAGGAGGGAACCCGUAGCAGCAGCCAAUCAGCUCUCUCUCAAUCCUCACAAUCUGACAAAAUACCAGCCGGGGUUUAAACAUGUAGCUGCCUGUUCGUGACAAUUUCAGCCUAGAGGUCUUCACAGGUCCACAACCUUGGAUCCAAUGAAAAAAGUGACCUACCAAAACCCUGCCUUCAUGCAUUCAUUCUCAAGCAACAACAGGCUGGAUUUAAAGGGGGCCGUCAGAACUUAUCUGAUAAAACCUAGAGGAUAUUAAGAAGUUGGACGUUAGGAGAAUACAACAGGGCUCUGAUUAGACUGAUUACAAUGUUAGCGAGAACCGAGAGGACCUGUGAAGACCUUUAGCUGCGCCACCAUGUUGGUUUAUCUCCUAACGUUGUAUUGAUGUACAAUCAGAGUCUGAAUGUUUGCUGUAAAACCUCCAAACAACAAACCAAAUGUACAAACAGAGGUCGACUGAUGACAGAUAACUGAGGUGGAUUUUAAAAGGAGGAUACAAUUAUGUAUUAACAUUUAGCGGGCUCUUAUUAUAAAUUCAAUGUGUUUGUGCUUCAGUAUUAUAUUGUGCAAACCUGAAACUGACAGCAUGUUUUCUCUAAAUACUUGGCAGGUAGCAACUGUAGCUGAUGAGCUAAGGGCUAACAUGCUACUUUGCCAGGAACGUGCCCUAGCUAGCUCAGAUGCUAACAGGUCUUAGCUAGCUGGCUUACGGCUAGCAAAUGUCGCGUUACAAACCAUACUGACCGGAAACAAAGAACUGACAUGGAUAAGAAGAUAAAGUUAGUUUGUUGUUCCAGUGCAACGUUAGCAUGACGCAGAAAAACCUCUAGGAAGAGCAUCAGUCUCAAAGACAAUUGUUUUCUCCAAAUGUACUGGCCCCAGAGGAACAACCAAUCCAAAAGAAACCCCUAAACUGCCCUUUUUAUAUAAAUAUUUAGGUGUAUAGAAUUCAUAAUGAGAUUUGUGUGAGCGCGGUUGAAAUGAACGCUAGCGCCCAUUGCAUGCAGUUGAGCCGUUUUGGAUUGAAUGCACCUGUUGGCUACUUUAUUUUAGUUGACACAUAAACAUCUAAACUAUCGGCUCAGAUUUAGACAUUGUGAAUGUUUUUAAAAGGAGAGACAUUACUAAAAGAAAUCACUUUAUAUCCCGCUUCCCAGAGGUAGCUCAGAGCUGAAGAUGUAAUGGAACAUUUUCUAGAGUUGUUCAGGUAUUUUGCUAUGUAGAAUUAAGCAUUAGCACUCCAAAAAACGAUUAUUUAGCAUUAAUUAAUCUUCAUAAUCUUUCUGAUUCGUUAUCUCUAAAAAUGUCAAAAUCAACUCUAAUGUACAUCUUUUAGUUCCCGUCGUUAAAGUGAUUACAAACUAUUGAAAUUAGAAGUUUUUCGCUUGGUGAAGUUUUAGUUUCUCCCAAUUUAAACCCCCUCUAACUAACAGGUGAUGUUUCUUUUUUAAUCGACACUGUAGUUUAAUCUGAUGCUGAAAACUAGUUUGAUCUAGUGAAUCAGUCGACCUCAAAGCUGUAAUCUGAGCUGUACCUGAUCUUUACCUUCUACUGUAGCUGUUUCAAUUUUCAGGAAUAAAAAACAUAUUAAAUUAUUCUGUGUA